AUGGAUGCGCGGCUGCGGUUUUUUGAGAACGAGCAAGGUGGACGUGGUCAGUGCAGUGGGGCAAAUGGAGGGGUAGGAGAGCAAGCGGAAGAGGAAGCGGAAGAGGAAGAGGGAGAGGGAGAGGAAGAGGGAGAGGAAGAGGGAGAAGAAGAGGAAGAGGGAGAGGAAGAGGGAGAAGAAGAGGGAGAAGAAGAGGAAGAGGGAGAGGAAGAGGGAGAAGAAGAGGAAGAGGGAGAGGAAGAGGGAGAAGAAGAGGAGGUUGAAGAAGAAGAGGAAGAGGAAGAGGACCAUGCUGUGAGAGAAGCACACUUGCCACGGUCCCUUCCAAAGUUGGAAGAGCGGGUGAAGACUGAUGUGAUGCUGCAGCAGUUGAGACCUUGCUCUGGAGUUCAAAUCAGCCAGGGUGAAUUGGGCCAGCCUGAUGUGGCAAACGGAGCAGCAGCAGAGAAAGCAAGAGCUGAGAAUAUCCCGAAGCCGCGUCAGGUGCUGUCGCGGGCGGGCAUGGUUCACUAUUUGGAUGUGACGAGUGCAUGGGAUGCGGAUGUAUGCGAGUGCUGCUUAGACCGUGCGUUAAGCAAGCGAGCACAGCAAGCACUUGGUAUAAAGAGCAUGAGGGACGUACGUGGCCGCCACCUGAGCAGACCCCAGCCGGAUUGCAUUCCCGCCGCAGCACCCAAGCAGCAGCAGCAGCAGCAGCAGCAGCAGCAGCAGGCGAAUUUGAAGUGCCUUAGUGGAGCAGCGGAGCUUCGUGUGCUACGAGGGGGGCGCAGAAUAUCGCCACAGGAGGAGGUUGUAUGGAAGAUGGAGUGGGCGCCUCACUUCUGUGCGGAAGCCAUGCUGCUCGAGUGGAUGGCUGAGCCUCGUGUGGGCGUGCUCAUGGACCUUGAGAGGAUCAGGUCCCGCCUGCCAUCCAUUCUAGGAGUCACUUUUGAGAAUCCUCAGAAGGUCGCUGAGCUUCAUGUGGGCGUGCCCAUGGACCUGGGGAGGAUCCGAUCCCGCCUGCCAUCCAUUCUGGUACUCGCAUUUGGCCGCCUGGCCAGCUAUUCUGGCCGAGCUAGGGGCGGGCAGGCAGGUGGAGAGUGA
Closterium sp. Yama58-4 is the source of this 1083-nucleotide messenger RNA. NCBI's taxonomy places the organism in Eukaryota, Viridiplantae, Streptophyta, Zygnematophyceae, Desmidiales, Closteriaceae. The record is from the annotation of a GenBank genome assembly.